CGCCGCGCGCCGCGCGCCCCGCCCCGGAUAUCCGGCCUGAUCCCAGCCCGGCCUCGGGGCUAUGGCGCUUUGCGAGGGGCUGGGCGGCGGGAGCUCUCUGCUCUGGCCUCGGGUGCUGCUCUUCGGGGAUUCCAUCACCCAGUUUUCUUUCCAGCAGGGUGGAUGGGGCGCGUCCCUGGCUGACAAGCUGGUCAGGAAAUGUGACGUUCUGAACCGCGGAUUUUCGGGCUAUAACACUAGAUGGGCCAAAAUCAUCCUCCCAAGACUCGUCAGGAAAGGGGGCGUCCUGGACAGCCCGGUGGCGGUCACGGUUUUCUUCGGUGCCAAUGACAGCGCGCUGAAAGACGAGAACCCCAAGCAGCACAUCCCCCUGGACGAGUACGCGGCGAACCUGCGGAGCAUGGUGCAGUACCUGCGGUCCGUGGACGUGCCCGCCAGCAGGGUCAUCCUCAUCACGCCGCCCCCGCUCUGCGAGGCCGCGUGGGAAAAGGAGUGCCUCGCGCAAGGCUGCAAGUUAAACCGCCUGAACGUGGUGGCUGGCGAGUACGCCAGCGCCUGCCUGCACGUGGCCCGGGACUGCGGGACGGACGCGCUGGACCUGUGGACGCUGAUGCAGAAGGACGGCCAGGACUUUUCAUCCUACCUGUCGGACGGACUGCAUCUCUCCCCGAAGGGAAACGAGUUCCUGUUCUCGCACCUCUGGCCCCUGGUCGAGAAGAAAGUCUCCUCCCUGCCGCUGCUGCUCCCGUACUGGCGGGACGUCGCCGAGGCCAAGCCCGAGCUCAGUCUCCUCGGCGACGGGGACCACUAGGCCGCGACGCCCCCACGCGCCAGAACCCCAGGAUGACUGACCGACCACAUACUUUCUUCUCAAGCCUAAGCCUCUGCUCACGACCCUGGAACCAAACCGCCGCCGUGGGGAACCACGGUUAAUAAAAGCACUGUCCCGAGCGGGGGGUGACGAUGGUGCUCAGUCUGCUGGUCGCCGCAGCCUGCUGGUCGCCGCGGCCACACACACGCCCUGAGCCGCCUGCUGCUGCCACGAAAGGAGAAAAGGUACAGACGCUUCCGCUUUCUAAAAAGUUAAUUUUAUAAAAAAUGAUUUCCUUACAUUCAGCUGGGAACUGCUUCACUCUCAGACAUACACCGCACACCUUACAUCAGAUUCCAAAAAUGUAACUGAAGUACAAGAAUACCAUCGUAACUAGUUAAAAGACAGCAAAUACCACAAGGUACAAGUUCAAGUAUUAGUGUAACAGGAAUCUGCGUAACAAACAUCCUUA
Phyllostomus discolor (pale spear-nosed bat) is the source of this 1283-nucleotide messenger RNA. It is a transcript of the gene IAH1, whose product is annotated as isoamyl acetate hydrolyzing esterase 1 (putative). Lineage: Eukaryota; Metazoa; Chordata; Mammalia; Chiroptera; Phyllostomidae. The record is from RefSeq and is a predicted model, not a curated record. Gene Ontology annotation, molecular function: hydrolase activity, acting on ester bonds. The transcript is spliced from 6 exons. Bases 62 to 811 code for a protein of 249 amino acids.